Messenger RNA from Lodderomyces elongisporus, 582 nucleotides. RefSeq names its product Coi1p (gene COI1). Lineage: Eukaryota; Fungi; Ascomycota; Pichiomycetes; Serinales; Debaryomycetaceae. The transcript has a single exon. Bases 1 to 582 code for a protein of 193 amino acids. The record is from RefSeq and is a predicted model, not a curated record.
AUGGUCUCAUUCACUUCUAUUGCCACUUUGGCUAUGGCCAUCACUUCUGCAUGCUCCUUCUCCUUAUUGCACGAUCAAGAUGGAUAUGCUAUUUUACCUCCAACAGACACGGUCUUGGCCCACUUGAAAUCAGCUGGCAAAAAAGACGCCUCGAAACAUUACGAAGUUGUAAACACAAUCCACAAGAAUGGUGAAAUCGUUCUCGUUAACUUGAACACCCAUGAAAUCAAACAAACUGGUAAGUACAAGUACAACUAUGACAACUCAUGCUACGACGACAUAUCAAAGAGAAGUGCCGCAUUCCACAAGAGAACCAUUGAAGAUGCUGACAGAGAACAAUGCUAUAACAAAGAAUACGAGCUCGAGACUUCACAGUGUGGAUUUGAUUUUGUUGACUACAACGAUGCAUCCAACUGUAGCUCAGAAACAACCAAGUACUCGUGUGUUUUGGACAUCAUGAAACAACAAGAUGCAACUUUGAAGUUGAAGGAUAUGGACAGUGUUCCUGCCCAAGUUAGAUGUUACCACAAAUUGUCCACUGCCCAAAGCGACAAAGUUACCGGUGGUGCUUGUUCUAAAUAG